ACCCCAUAAUCACUCAUGCGGAUAUUGAUUGACAGAUCCAUUUGUAAACACACGCGUUUCUGGCUUUGACGUUUUUUGUCGAAGUUUUGCUAUAAAGACAGCGUUUUAUCUACAAUCGCAGUUAAUGUCGAGGUAAAUUUGUAGAUACAAGGAUAUAUCGUCUCUAAGGAAACCUAAUAUGGCGAAUAUUAACCCUCCUUCAAAAGAACAACUUGAUUUCUUCAGCAAAACUGUGACAGUCUCGAAAGAGGAUGAAAAAGUGAAAGAGACAGAAGAUGAAAAAAAAUUAGCAGAAGAAAUUAAAAUUGAAGAAAAACGCAAAAAUAUGGAUCCUAAACAUCUUGAAUUAUUUGAAGCAAUAGAUAAAGGUAAUAUUGAAACUGUAAAAAGGCUAAUCACAGAAGAAAAAGUUCCAACGAAUAUUAUGGACGAGCACGAUAUGUCUCCCCUACUCCAAGCAUCUUACAAAGGACAUUUGGAAAUAGCUGAAAUCUUGCUUCAGAAUGGGGCGGAUGUGAAUGCUACUAGUCAUACUAACUUCUACACACCGCUUAUGAUGGCUGCGAUAUCAGGCAAGCAAGAAACAGUCAAACUUCUCCUCGAUGCAGGAGCCAGCGUCACCAAACUUAACUCAAUAGAAAAGACUGCUUCAGAUCUGGCAGGGUUCGUGGGCCAGCAUGAAGUCUCAACACUCAUUCGUAACUAUCUCACGUUGGAUCGAUUAGAACCGUACUUCACGCCACAAGGAGACCAACCCGCUCGAAUCACUGAAUCACUUGCCAAAGCUCUUCAGGAAAUCGUCAUGGCUACGAACUUUCACCCCGUAAAGAUUGUGAUAACAGUCAACGAAAACUCCGAACUCGGUACCGUUGAAAAUUUGAAGAAAUGUUCUAAUGUUAUGGAUGACCUAUGUGGAAAAUGCGUCAGAGCAAAGCAUGAUUUUGACGAAGUUUUAGCUUUGAAGCUUCACCAUGUCUCCUCCACACUGCAACUAUGCAAAGAACAACUUUCUAAAGAGGACGGCGAUUUGAAAGUUUUACUCAAACAACUACUGAAGGAAAACGACAUUGGCAUCAAACUAGGAUGUGAAAAAUUGAUCCGACAAUCAUUAUUGAAGUUUCCCUACACAGAUUUACCGCUACUGGAAUAUCUUGUCAAAGCGCUGGCACCUACAAAAAUGGGUGAAGAGCCCUCAGCAUUAGGUAGUAUGCAGACGGUAUUCAACGGCAUGCAGUCAAUGCGAGGGGUAGAUAGUUGGUGUGCAGCUUGUGGUGAAAGGAAAACGGAUUUAAGAUGCAGCGCUUGUAAACAGAUUCGGUACUGCAGUCAGCGUUGCCAGAAACUACAUUGGUUUGUUCAUAAAAAGAAAUGUGUCAAGUCAGCAAAAAAAUAAUGAUGAAUUAGCAAAAAAUAAACAUGAGUCAGCGAAUAAACAAUGAUGAAUCAGCAAAAAAUAACCAUGAGUCAGCAAAUAACUAAUGGUGAAUCAGCUAAUAAAUCUGUUACUGAAUAAUUUCCCUUGAGAGUUGAUCACGAUUGAAAAUGGAUCAGUAUCCAAUCUUAAGCUCAUAAAAAUUGGUAUAGCUGUGUUUCUUUUAAUAUAUCGAUGACGUCAUUACCUUUGACUUCAUCAUUUUUUAUUGCUCUUUAUAAAUUUAUCGCAUUUGCAUUUACCGUAACAGCUUUUUACAUUUCAAAAAGGGGGUUCAGAUCCUCAACCCCUCUCCAUUACCAUGAGGGAGUCGUAACUGAACUCCUCAUUUUUAAAAUCCGUGUGGCAUUUCAAUACUAAAUGUUACAAAUUAGUCGACACUCAGGUAACAGCUGCUAGAUUUUCAUAAAUUUAUUUGGUAGUCGGGGAAAAAUGUGGAGGGUACAUCUGAGGUAGUACGAAAAUGUAUUCAUUCGUGUGAUUUUUCUGUGAGCGAUAAGUUACAAAUAGUGAUAAUGUGAUCUUAUGAUAAUGUGGGAGACACUUUGUAUUUUUUUUUUCAUUGGGGGGUGGGGUAUUAGCACACGCCCCCUGACUGGUGCUUUGAGUGUUUCCAACUUUGAUAUUGAUUGCCAAUACAGCCAACUAUAGCUGGAAUUGAUCCUUUUUCGUUAUCUUUUGUGUCGUCAGUAUGGUCUGAAAUUUUAUAGCUUUUAUGAUGUCAAUCAUGUCUUGUUUGGAAUAAAGUUUUUGGUUACAUGUUA
Styela clava is the source of this 2196-nucleotide messenger RNA. RefSeq names its product ankyrin repeat and MYND domain-containing protein 2-like. The record is from RefSeq and is a predicted model, not a curated record. Gene Ontology annotation, molecular function: protein binding. NCBI's taxonomy places the organism in Eukaryota, Metazoa, Chordata, Ascidiacea, Stolidobranchia, Styelidae.